CCUCCGGCUAUCGGCGAGGGGGAUGCAACCUCUCCAAUCUCCAAUCUUCAAUGCGAGGGCGGCACGGGAGACGCGGGGAUCCGUCUCGUCGGCGCCCACGACGACAUCACACCCUCUCGGCGCGGCUUGGAGAUGCCGCCGUCUCGGAAGAGAUGCCAACCGGAAGUCUCCCUCUCGCUUGGUCACGAUCAACAGCAUGUCGCAUGGCGCGCGUGCUUCCCGAAACAGACUUUCGCGUGGCUGCCGGCCAGGCCGAUCCAGCAAAUGGCAUCCCCCCCGUCUUACACGAUGGUCGCCGAUUACCACCUACCAACCACCCCCUGCUUGCGCAUGCUCUUCCUCUCACCUAGCGCGGCAGGGCUGUAGGCUAUCCGCUUCAGCCUCACACGUUGACAUGCGGGUUCCAGCAGCGCAGAGCAGGAGGAGGUGGUCUCGGCUAGUCGCAGCUGCGCCGGCCGGGUCCGCAUUGCAACUCGACGGAUGUCGGUGCAGGAGGGGAAAGAGGGAGAGAGUGAAGGAGAAGAUAAAAAAACCCCAACGGCUCCGUACCUUGGCUCUGGGCGCCUGGUUCCCGGUGGAGGUCAUACAGACACAUAUAGUAAACACAUAUAACCGCCCCCUUUCAACUUGGGUCCGUCGUUCUUAGAAGAAGAUCAUAUACCUCCUGUACUUUCAACUAAUCAGUGGCGGAAGAGAAGAGAGAUAUAUAAAACAUUCACAAACCGCAGCCCAUGGCGACUCACGGUAGCCACGCCUCGGCGACGACGGCAAAGGAGUACGCCGGCCACGGAUUCUUCCAGCCCGACGUCGAGAUGGGCGCCCCCGACGCCCACCUGUUCAACACCACGGUGCACAGCGUCUCGUGGGACGCCGUCGAGGUCACCGUCAAGGACAGGGAGACGAAGAAACCAAAGAAGAUUGUCGACCACGUCGAUGGCCUCGUCGAAGCGGGCGAGAUCUGCGCCCUUAUGGGCCCCUCGGGCUGCGGCAAGACGACGCUCCUCAACGUCCUCGCCGGCCGCCCGACCAACGCGUCCUCCGUCGGCGGCGCCGUCCUCGUCAACGGCGCGACGCCCUCGCGCUCCGACUUCCGGCGCAUCAGCUGCUUCGUCGAGCAGGAGGACGCCCUCAUCGGCUCCCUGACCGUCCGCGAGACCCUGCUCUUCACCUCGCGCCUCGCCUCCUCCUCCCUGCCCGCCGCCGAGCGCAUCGCCCGCGUCGACGGCCUGCUGGCCGCCUUCGGCCUCGAGGACCAGGCCGACACCAUCGUCGGCACGCCCAUCCGCAAGGGCAUCUCGGGCGGCCAGAAGAGACGCGUCGGCGUCGCCAGCCAGCUCAUCACGAGCCCCAAGAUCCUGUUCCUCGACGAGCCCACCAGCGGCCUCGACUCGGCCGCCAGCUUCGAGGUCGUUAGCUACCUGAGGAAAGUCGCCAAACGGAGCAAUCUCGUCGUCAUCGCGUCCAUCCACCAGCCGUCGUCGUCCACCUUCAGCCUCUUCGAUAAGCUCCUCCUCCUCUCCGCCGGCCGCACCCACUACUUCGGCCCCGUCGACGGCGUCGUCCCCUACUACGAGUCCCUGGGCAUGCCCAUCCCGCUGCAGGUGAACCCGGCCGAGCACGUGCUCGAGCUCGUCAACACCGACUUCGUCCGCGACAAGCGCGAGGCCGCCGCCCGCCUCGAGGCCAUGCGCGCUGCCUGGGACGAGUCGGCCCCGGCCAAAGACUUGCGCGUGGCCGUCGCCGACGUCCGGCGCCACGGUGACGGCACCUCCGCCGGCGCCGGCGCCGCCGUUGUCGGCGAGGCCGAGACGAAGCCGAACCUCGCAAGCCUCGUCGUCACGCUCCUGCACCGCGGCUUCGUCAAGAGCUACCGUGACGUCGUCGCCUACGGCAUCCGCUUCGCCAUGUACACGGGCCUCGCCCUCAUGAUGGGCACCGUGUGGGUGCGCCUCUCGACGGACCAGUCCUCCAUCAUCCCGCUGACCAACGCCAUCUUCUUCGGCGGCGCCUUCAUGUCCUUCAUGGCCGUCGCCUACGUCCCGGCCUUCCUCGAGGACCGCAGCCAGUACGUCAAGGAGCACCACAACGGCCUGUACGGCGCCACGGCGCUGCUCGUCUCCAACUUCCUCCUCGGCCUGCCGUACCUCUUCCUCAUCGCCCUCGUCUUCUCCGCCAUCUCCUACUGGCUGUCCAACUUCCGCCCGGCCGCCGACGCCUUCUUCGUCUGGGUCCUGUGGCUCUUCCUCGACCUGCUCGCCGCCGAGAGCCUCGUCGUCCUCUUCACCUCGCUGUUCCCGAGCUUCGUCGUGAGCCUCGCCCUCGUCGCCUUCGCCAACGGCCUGUGGAUGAGCGUCAACGGAUUCAUGGUCUCCCCCACCAUCCUCAACGCCUUCUACCGCUACGUCUUCCACUACUGGGACUACCAGAAGUACGUCUUCGAGGGCAUGAUGCGCAACGAGUUCGCCGAGAGGACCUACACCUGCGGCGAUGGCUGCCGCUGCAUGUUCCAGACGCCGCUGGCCGGCGAGUGCAAGAUCGCCGGGCAGGGCGUGUUGGACACCUACGGCUACACCGAGGACCACUUCGCGAGGAACGUCGGCAUCAUGCUCGCCAUCAUCGCCGGCUACAGGCUCGCGGCGUGGGCCGUCUUGAAGCUGAAGAAGAACUGA
Messenger RNA from Colletotrichum destructivum, 2669 nucleotides. RefSeq names its product Putative AAA+ ATPase domain, ABC-2 type transporter, transmembrane domain, ABC transporter. Gene Ontology annotation, cellular component: membrane. The record is from RefSeq and is a predicted model, not a curated record. Gene Ontology annotation, molecular function: ATP hydrolysis activity; ATP binding; ABC-type transporter activity. NCBI's taxonomy places the organism in Eukaryota, Fungi, Ascomycota, Sordariomycetes, Glomerellales, Glomerellaceae. The transcript has 4 exons. The coding region runs from base 732 to 2669 and encodes 645 amino acids.